Daphnia pulex (common water flea) is the source of this 682-nucleotide messenger RNA. Its product is annotated as ganglioside GM2 activator-like. The record is from RefSeq and is a predicted model, not a curated record. Bases 82 to 624 code for a protein of 180 amino acids. Gene Ontology annotation, cellular component: cytoplasmic side of plasma membrane. Gene Ontology annotation, biological process: ganglioside catabolic process; lipid transport. NCBI's taxonomy places the organism in Eukaryota, Metazoa, Arthropoda, Branchiopoda, Diplostraca, Daphniidae. Gene Ontology annotation, molecular function: enzyme activator activity; lipid carrier activity. The transcript is spliced from 5 exons.
GGGAAACCAUUUUUCAUUUGAAUUCACGAUCACAUCGUUUGUUGUUUCAAAGUCUUAUAUUGAAAACAAUUCGAGUAGAAAAUGAAAUUUGUUAUUGUUGCAGCUCUCCUAGUGGCAGCCGUUUCGGCAAAGAACAUCCGGAUCACCAAUGUUGCUGAUUGUGGUGGCGCCGGCUCCGUUGUGACAUUCUCCGGAACGAUCAAUACCGAUCCAGUGCCCGUUCCUGGUGAUAUGCUUGCUAGCUUGUCGUUCACCAGUUCUAUCGAUUCACCGGACGAUUUGAAUAUUCGCAAAGUUACUACCCGUGUUGCUGACAAUUUCGAAGUCCCUUGUCUAGAUGGCCUUUCUGGAACCUGCACAGUGCCUUUGUGCUUCGCAAUCCAAAACUUCCCUAAUGUGGUAUGCCCGCUCUUUCCACCCGAGCUACCGUGUGAGUGUCCCAUUAAGGCUGGUUCCUACAGCUCUCCCAACGCUGUUAUCAACUUUGACGAAAAAUGGCUUGCUAUCGACGGUGGAGUUAACGGGGACUACCACACUGUCACUGAAUUCGUGACUGCUAUUGGUACGGCAGAUGAAGCCGUACUUGGAUGCAUUGAACUAGACUACACGCUUACGGCCGUUUAAUAACAGCUAUAAUAUGUUAAACUUUGCAAUGGAAAAUAAAUCAUUUUGAUCACAAAAA